Armigeres subalbatus is the source of this 1363-nucleotide messenger RNA. RefSeq lists its product as uncharacterized. NCBI's taxonomy places the organism in Eukaryota, Metazoa, Arthropoda, Insecta, Diptera, Culicidae. The record is from RefSeq and is a predicted model, not a curated record. The transcript has 3 exons. The coding region runs from base 207 to 983 and encodes 258 amino acids.
GCUCGUCGAGCUGAAUCGAUUGGUAUAUAAUACUAUAGGUCUCUGGAACUCUUAACAAAAGUUUGUUUUCGGAGUGAAAUGAUAGCCUUUCGGUACAACUUUGUUGUACGAGAAAGGCAAAAAAUCGCGAGCUGCCGACCGAUUUGAAAAAUCAUAAAAAUCAUUGUUUUACUUGAUAUUUGAAGCUUAUUUUCAUCAUAUACUAAAUGGAAGACCAGUCAGAACCUGUUCCGGAAGUGAAAAGUUCCACUCAAUCCGAUUCAUUGGCAGCCCGCCGUGAAGCUCGACGAAAACGUAUCCUCGAAAAUUCCAAUAACAGGCUGACGAAAAUCACGGGCCGAGAGCACAAUGAUCCGCCGGCAGAGGAUUUUACUAUUAAACCUCCGGACGUUAUCUACCCGGAUCCGGAAGUCGAACGCGACGAGUACACCUACCAGGAGCCACCCCGUUUCGGCUCAAAUCUUCCCGAAGGAUUGCCCAACCUGGCGAACGGUGACAUAUUUUCCCUCCUCAAUCAGCCGCUUGGUUCGGAUCAGAGCGAUUCAUUUCCAGCAGCACAGGAACCAAUUCCCGAUACACUGUUAGUAAAAUUCCUGCGUAGCCGCAUGCACCUGGCCUUGAUGGCCAUUGUGGUAUACUUAUUAUUUGCGAAUGAUCUUCAGUACCUAAUCGGCGGCAAUGUGUUUAUCGUGCUGCUCGGUUGGGAGAUGGUCGAAGUGUUCUUGCUGAAAACCUACGAAACGCGAUUGCCCUUCAUGGAAUUGGUGUUUCUGUUGGGAGGAAUUUCCCAAAAAUAUUCGCAGAUUGUACUGAAAAUUGUGCAAACCAUCAACAAGGUCCUAAAGGAUGUGACCUUUUUUGUGUUUUUCUUCGUGGUUUCGCAUCUACUGUGGAGUCGAUUUGUGCUGGGGAUCGAGCUAAGCUAUGUCUUGGGGUACGACCAGCUGGAGGACCAGUCUGGCGGUGGUGAAGUUGCUUCCUAGGUUUGGAAUGGCAGACAGCCGUCAGCUUCGGGAACUGUUUCCAAUCCGGUAGGAUGAGGCCCGCCAGAAACUGCCGGUAUGCUGUAAAAUGCAAGGAAUGGAAAAAAAAGUCAAACUCACUUGGAACACCAACCUGAUGAGACACCCAGACUAUACGUUUGUAACAUGUUAUUCGGCUAUCUUGAUGACAUCUCAUUUGUUGGUAAUUUGAAUAGCAUGCCGUAUAGUCUGGACAGCAUAUAAGUUAACUCAAUCAAAAUAUUAGCUAGCACACAAAUAACCUGCGUAAAUGAGAUAAGCCUUACUUUAGGGCCACGAUGCUUAUGACGUUAGUUGCGCGAAUUAAAUCCAAUAAUUGACCUUUUUUAGAUUUUGCCAUA